AUGACUCUUCUACCUGGAGAAAAUUCCGACUAUGACUAUAGUGCCCUGAGCUGUGCUUCAGAUACUUCCUUCAACCACACUUUCUUUCCAGAAACGGAAACCCUUAAGGGAGUCUUUUACCAAAGAGCCAAGCUAAUUCACCCUCAAGAGGAUCUCCUGAAAGGCUUUCACCCUUAUGAUCGGAAGCAUCAUAUUAUUAUAAAUGUAGGGGGCAUUAAGUAUUUGCUCCCAUGGACCACACUUGAUGAAUUCCCAUUGACACGUUUGGGACAACUAAAAUUCUGUAAUAAUUUUGACGACAUUCUAAACAUCUGUGAUGAUUACGAUGUGACAUGUAAUGAAUUCUUUUUCGACCGCAACCCAGGGGCAUUCAGGACAAUCCUGACCUUUUUGCGGGUUGGAAAACUUCGGCUCUUGCGUGAGAUGUGUGCACUGUCUUUCCAAGAGGAGCUGCUCUACUGGGGAAUUGAGGAAGACAACUUGGACUGGUGUUGUAAAAGGAGGUAUCUGCAAAAAAUGGAGGAGUUUACAGAAAUAAAUGAACGGGAGGAUGACCUCAUAGAAAAUGAAACAACAGGUGAAACAGUAGAGGAGACAAAAAUUGGCUUGUGCAUGAAAAAGUUGCAAGACAUGGUGGAAAGGCCCCAGUCUGGCCUCCCUGGAAAGGUGUUUGCUUGUUUGUCUGUUUUAUUUGUAACUAUUACAGCAGUGAACUUAUCCAUCAGCACCAUGCCUGACCUGAGGGAGGAGGAGGAAAAGGGUGAGUGUUCCCAGAUGUGCUACAAUAUUUUCAUUGUGGAGUCUGUCUGUGUGGCAUGGUUUUCCCUGGAGUUCCUGCUCAGAUUCAUCCAGGCAAAGAGCAAGUUUGCAUUUUUGCGGAGACCAUUAACCCUGAUAGACAUAAUAGCCAUUCUGCCAUACUACAUCACUUUGCUAGUAGACACCACUUCAGUGGGCUAUAAAAAGCCCAGCUCUGGGAGCAUCUACCUGGACAAAGUAGGUCUGGUCCUCCGUAUUCUCCGUGCCUUGAGGAUUCUCUACGUCAUGCGGCUGGCCAGGCACUCCCUGGGGCUGCAGACUCUGGGGCUGACCGCUCGCAGGUGCACCCGGGAGUUUGGUCUCUUGCUGCUCUUCCUCUGCGUGGCCAUCGCACUGUUUGCACCGCUCCUGUAUGUCAUUGAGAACGAGAUGGCAGACUCGCAGGAGUUUACCAGCAUCCCCGCGUGCUACUGGUGGGCUGUCAUCACCAUGACCACGGUAGGCUACGGAGAUAUGGUUCCCAGAAGCAUCCCUGGCCAAGUGGUGGCACUAAGCAGCAUACUGAGUGGCAUCCUCCUCAUGGCAUUUCCAGUCACCUCCAUCUUCCACACGUUUUCACGCUCCUACAUUGAGCUAAAGCAAGAACAGGAAAGAAUAAUGUACAGGAGAGCACAGUUCUUAUUAAAAACAAAGUCUCAGAUAAGCAAUGCAUCACAAGGGAGUGAUAUUUUAUUCCCCAGUAUCUCUUCUGAGACUAGGGACAAUGAAUGA
This is a messenger RNA of Gymnogyps californianus (California condor), 1530 nucleotides long. RefSeq names its product potassium voltage-gated channel modifier subfamily G member 1 (gene KCNG1). Gene Ontology annotation, cellular component: voltage-gated potassium channel complex; membrane. The coding region runs from base 1 to 1530 and encodes 509 amino acids. The transcript is spliced from 2 exons. Lineage: Eukaryota; Metazoa; Chordata; Aves; Accipitriformes; Cathartidae. Gene Ontology annotation, biological process: potassium ion transmembrane transport; protein homooligomerization; regulation of delayed rectifier potassium channel activity. Gene Ontology annotation, molecular function: delayed rectifier potassium channel activity. The record is from RefSeq and is a predicted model, not a curated record.